Molecule: messenger RNA, 652 nt
Organism: Hibiscus syriacus
Lineage: Eukaryota; Viridiplantae; Streptophyta; Magnoliopsida; Malvales; Malvaceae
Product: prefoldin subunit 6-like
Exons: 5
Coding region: 51-446 (131 amino acids)
Biological process (GO): chaperone-mediated protein complex assembly; protein folding
Cellular component (GO): cytoplasm; prefoldin complex
Molecular function (GO): protein-folding chaperone binding
Source: RefSeq, a predicted model, not a curated record
GUAGGUAGUCAGGUAGAGCCUGCACUGGAAUAACAAAGCACCAAACAACAAUGAGUUCCUCCUCCACAGCUCUUCGAGAACUGCAGCGCGACCUCGAAAGCAAAGCUAACGAUCUCAGCAAACUCCAAAAAGAUAUAGCGAAGAACCAUCAAGUCAGGAAGAAAUAUACUAUUCAGUUGGGAGAGAACGAGCUAGUCCUCAAGGAGUUGAAUUUAUUAAACGAGGAUGCAAAUGUGUACAAGUUGAUCGGACCAGUGCUUGUUAAACAAGAUUUAGCAGAGGCUAACGCCAACGUUCGUAAGAGAAUAGAAUACAUCUCUGCUGAAUUGAAGCGGCUUGAUGGAUCUCUUCAAGAUUUGGAAGAGAAACAACACAGCAAGAGAGAAGCGAUAUUGAAGGUGCAGCAGAGGAUUCAAUCUCAUCAAGCCGGAAAGGCUAAGGCAUAGCCCAUCAUCAUUUGUUUGUCAACAUGAAUGCCAUCGUUCUAGUGGGAUGAUAUUUAAUGCUGUAUAUCAUGCUUGCAAACCUCUGUUGGAGCUAUUUCUUGAACCAUUGUUGUAAAAGCUACAGUGUGUAGUUGCUCCUUUAACAUCCAAUAGUCACGACAGUAUCAUAAGUUCUAAGCAAUGCAUUUUCUGCCUUUUUGGUGAUA